This is a messenger RNA of Hippocampus comes (tiger tail seahorse), 2401 nucleotides long. Its product is annotated as b(0,+)-type amino acid transporter 1. The transcript is spliced from 6 exons. Gene Ontology annotation, biological process: amino acid transmembrane transport. Gene Ontology annotation, cellular component: membrane. The coding region runs from base 682 to 2133 and encodes 483 amino acids. Lineage: Eukaryota; Metazoa; Chordata; Actinopteri; Syngnathiformes; Syngnathidae. Gene Ontology annotation, molecular function: L-amino acid transmembrane transporter activity. The record is from RefSeq and is a predicted model, not a curated record.
AGGCUGCAGCACGUCCCGCCACCCUUGUGAGGAUAAGCGGAUUAGAAAAUGAAUGGAUGGACGGUUGGAUGGAUGGGCCACGCAUUGACAAUGGUCGACAUUUUUGUUUACCCGGUGCCACAACACGAGAGAACAAAAGAAGGGGCAAGCAUUCUACAGGCUACAAUAAGAACCAAUCAAGCAGUGACGGUGUUCGGGCGGAUGGCUCUUCCGGCCCGCGGGUCGCUCUCCAGCGCCGGAGUUGCCUUGAGUGAGCGCCCCGUGCCACCCGUUCAACAGCGAAGCCGAGACGCCCCACAUUGGCAUCCCCUCCGCCCCUCCACGCGGCGAUGGAGCUUGGGUGCCCCUCAAGUCAGGUGCAACGGUUAUUGAUGUGUUAUCAGUCACUGAAGUCCAUAAAGAUUAGGGAACAUCAUGUCUGUGGUUUGAGUUGUUAGUAUUAUUGCUGCUAGGUGAUGCCACGUUUCUUUCACAGUAGUUUCAAAAAUAUUUUGCUGUCUUUACUCACAUCCACAGUGUGGUGUGUUCACAUGGCGUUUGCAUCCCAGAGACCAUAUGACCUCCUGUAUGCAGUGACAGUGUCUUAUUCUUGAUAACCUUUGGCUAACUAUCUACUUUCUAUGCCCUACUCACUUAAUUAUUAACUUGUGGGCUGCUGUUAGUAGGACCUUGGCCACAAAAAUGUUUUUCCAAUUCGAAGAAAGGCGCAAGACGGCAGCCAUCAUCAUGGAAGAUGAGACGCAAAAGCUCAGCCUCAAGCGUGAAGUGGGCCUGAUGGGAGCUGUGUCCCUCAUUGGCGGGACAAUGAUUGGCUCAGGGAUCUUCAUGUCACCACAGACUGUGCUCGCCACCAUCGGCAGCCCCGGAGCCAGUCUGGUGGUGUGGGCAAGCUGCGGUCUACUGGUCAUACUUGCUUCUUUUUGCUAUGCUGAAAUGGGAACCGUCAUCCGGGAAUCAGGCGGAGAGUACAUCUACAUCCUCAGGACGUCAGGCCCAGUCGUCGCCUUUAUGUUAAUCUUCAGCUCGGUGUUAUUUGCGAGACCCGCCGGUGUGGUUGGCAUCUCACUUAGUUUCGCUCAGUACGUUGUGGCGCCCUUCUAUUCGGAAUGUGCCCCUCCAGUUUUGCUCGUCAAGUGUGUGGCCGCAGCUGCGAUUAUUAUUUUAGCGACAGUCAAUUGUCUUAACGUUCGCUUCUCAAUGUCAGUGCAGGUAUUUUUUAUGGUGGUCAAGGUCCUGUCGCUGGCAGUUAUCAUCGUGGGAGGUGUUGUGAUGCUCAUCAGAGGACAUACUGAAAACUUUCAAGACUCCUUUGAAAACUCAAAUAUCGGCAUCAGUCCAAUUGGAAUUGCUUUCUACCAGGGCUUGUGGUCAUAUGACGGUUGGAAUAAUCUCAACUAUGUGACAGAGGAAUUAAAACGUCCAGAGGUGAAUCUUCCGAGAGCAGUGAUCAUUGCCAUCUCGCUGGUGACUGGCUUGUAUCUACUGGUGAAUGUCAGCUACCUGACAGUACUGACACCGAAAGAACUCAUAUCAUCCAAUGCAGUGGCCGUCACGUGGGGGAACAAAGUGUUUGGAUCCUGGGGGUGGAUCAUGUCAUUAGCUGCAGCUUUGUCGGCUUUUGGGUCACUAAACGGGACAUUCUUCAGCGGUGGUCGCGUGUGUUUUGUUGCUGCACGUGAAGGACACAUGCCGGAUAUUCUGUCCAUGGCUCACGUGCACAGACUGACUCCAUCUCCAGCACUCAUUUUCACCACUGUUGUCUCCUUGCUGGUGCUCAUCCCCGGAGACUUUCAGAGUAUUGUCAAUUUCUUCAGUUUCACUGCCUGGUUUUUCUAUGCCAUCACAUUGGCUGGCCUCAUCUACCUCAAGAUUAAAAAGCCAGAGCUCCCAAGGCCAUACAAGGUUCCCAUCAUACUGCCCAUACUGGUUCUCAUCGCAGCAGUAUUUCUCGUGCUGGCCCCCAUCAUUGACGAUCCUCAGAUCGAAUACCUCUAUGUGACUUUAUUUAUCUUCAGUGGGGUCCUCAUCUACAUCCCUUUCAUUCAUUACAAGCUCUGCCCAAGCCUGUUAACCAAGUUGACCAUAUUCCUACAGCUGUUUUUACAGGUCGCCCCAGCAGAGAAAAACCUGUGAUGCGGGCCGAAAGACUGUUUGGUUUUGCUCAUAUGUGAAGGUGAUAACAUUACCUGAUUUUGUCCCAUUGUUUUCUUUGAUUUUACACCAAAAAAAAGAUCUGAUUCGGCUGAGAAAUAGAGAAGAUGGCUGAAUAUUUUGAUUCAUGAAUAGCAUUUAUUUUGACUUACAAUUUUUUUGAACAGAAUCACUUUUUGGAUUUAGGGUUACGUAACUGUGGUUUUGUUAAAAUAAAGUCAUGAGUUUUGUGGUUCAGUUCUUGAAAUUC